Molecule: messenger RNA, 1952 nt
Organism: Exophiala oligosperma
Lineage: Eukaryota; Fungi; Ascomycota; Eurotiomycetes; Chaetothyriales; Herpotrichiellaceae
Exons: 4
Coding region: 285-1952 (555 amino acids)
Biological process (GO): transmembrane transport
Molecular function (GO): transmembrane transporter activity
Source: RefSeq, a predicted model, not a curated record
GUUGGACUCCAAGACUUGAAAAGGAAGUUCUACGCUAUCGACGACACCUCUUCGACUUUGACUUCGCCUCUCCAUCAUUUGAAAGGGGGGUCCGGCUGAGAGAGUGUCUAUCGAGGGGAGAGUUCAGUUGAUAAAAGGUCCUGGUCGACCGCGCAGAUGAAUAUCUGUUAAACUCUUGUUCUGUUUGUGCCUUCAAGUCUUCCUUUGCUCUGCUCUCGGCAACAGUCAAGACCGGGACAAACAUCGAGGACCACGACGGCAAGAACCACUGUGACAGUCUCACCAUGAGUGCGACGGAGGCAUCACCUCACGAGCCCGAACGAGAUCCUUCGUUCUGGGCUCCGGGUACCAUGAGAUUGCAAGACUUACAACGGUCCGGUCAGCAAAUUAUACUCCAUCCCAUUCCGACUUCCGAUCCUAAUGAUCCUCUGAACUGGUCGUCAUGGCGAAAGACUGUGAAUUUCGCCCUCGUGCUGUUCUACGUCUUUAUGACGUUUGUUCAACUUGACAUCGGUUUCACAGCCUGGGACGCUUACGUGACCGAGUUGGAUUUUACCUACGACCUCCUCAAUGGAGCAGCGGCCGUCAACUACGCCGGCUUGGCCCUGGGGUGUAUCGUGCUCGUGCCACUGGUCCACAAAUAUGGCCGCCGGUCUCUGUAUAUCUUCAGCACGGCGCUUCAGCUCGCGUCUUGCGUCUGGUUUGCUAAGACCUACUCUAUUGGCGACCUGUUUGGGAGCAAUGUCAUCUCUGGAAUAGGAGGCGCCAUCAGCGAGACCAUUGUCCAAAUAACCAUUGCAGACCUCUUCUUCGUCCAUCACCAUGCUGCCAUGAAUGCUUGGUAUUGGUUUGCCACACUCGCCGGUGCCUUCCUGGGCCCGGUAGCUUCGGGGUACAUUGUCGACAGCCAGGGAUGGAGAUGGAUGUUCUGGUGGUGUGUCAUCUUCUUUGCCGUCAAUCUGAUCUUGAUCAUUUUCUUCUUUGAAGAGUCCAAGUACGUCAGCAUGUACGUGGGCCACGCAACAUCCCGCACUGGCGAGCCAGCAGAGAUGGAACCCAACGAAGGAGGCCUUUCCCUUAACAGCAAUGGACCACGAAUCGAUGACCAGGACGCCAAACAGGCUGAAACCUUGCCGGCGGUUGAAAGAACCCCUACCGAUGUCGAAAUUGACCCCACGAUCCCCCUGAAGACUUACCGCCAACGGAUGAGCCUGAUUACCAAAACGGAUGAUUCUCUUCUCCAAAGCUUCUAUCAACCUAUUGUGGUCCUGUUCAGCUUUCCCGCUAUUGCAUAUACAGCCAUUACUUACGGCAGUCUUUUGGCUUGGUUCGCCAUCAUGACGUCGGUACAAGCCACGUACCUCUUCUAUGAACCUUACAACUUUUCCGCCGCUGGAGUGGGACUGAUGAAUCUGGCCCCCUUUAUUGGCACGAUACCUGGAACGCUUUACGGUGGAUGGUUGAACGAUAAGUCCAUCAUGUGGCUGUCGAAACGCAACUACGGUAUCUAUGAACCUGAGAUGCGUCUCUGGCUUGCGUUGCCUGCGGCAUUGAUCACCCCAGCUGGUCUGUUGAUGUUCGGCAUCGGUCUCAAUAAUGGUGUUGCCUGGCCAGUGCUUGCCGUCGGGUACGGUAUUUUUGGCUUUGGCUUUGUAGUAGCCGGCGAUAUAGCCCUCGCCUAUUCUAUGGAUUGCUAUCAAGAUAUCAUUGGAAAUGCGCUGGUGGGAGUUGUGUUCACGCGCAACGCCUUUUCUGUCCUCGUCCUCUUCACGCUCACUCCGUGGAUUAAUGGCAUGGGACUGCAAAACAUGCAUGUCUUGGUUGCUGUCCUCUGCUUUGUUAUUCUACUGCUUCCGAUACCUUUGAUCGUCUGGGGUAAGAAAGCUAGAAUCGCCACCGCGAAGUUAUAUAAGAAAUUGGCGUCUCGACAGCCAACGCAUCGAGCCCAGUGA